Messenger RNA from Blepharisma stoltei, 4649 nucleotides. The record is from the annotation of a GenBank genome assembly. Lineage: Eukaryota; Ciliophora; Heterotrichea; Heterotrichida; Blepharismidae.
AUGCUGAAUCUCAGAGCCCUUAUAAGAUUUUUCUCAAGCAGAAAUGGGAUUUUACCUCCAGGCCUUUCCAAACAAAGAUCGAUAAUAGAAUUCGAGCUAAAAAAGGUUAGGAACCCUGAGUCUUUUAUCAGCAUUUUAAAGGACACACAUUGAUCGCCCCACCAGCAGAUCUAUGGGAUUCUGCUUUUUAAUAAGUGAUUCGACAAGCAUGAUAUAAAUACCUUUAUAAUCAAAGAAUAUCACCAUGUGAUUGAGAUGAUUUUAAGUGACAUCCAAAAUCUUGACUACCAAGCCGUCAUUGAUUUAGCUAAUUUAAUAUCCAAUUCCACCGGAUGAAGAGAAAGAUACCUAAACACAGAAAAUAUCGAAUCCCUUAGAUUUCGGAUACAUGAGCUAAUUGAAUCAAAUUGCUAUAACAAAACACAAUUAAUCAGCAUUCAUAAAGCAUUGAAAAACUUAAAAUUCAAUGUGGAAAAUCUCUCGCAAGAAAUUGAAAAGAUUUUGAAAAAUCCUGCUAUUCAGCUGAGUUUACAAGAAAUAGCUGAUAUUGUGGUAGGAUUGGACCUGAAAUUAAUGAUGAGCCGCAAGCAUUUAUUUGGCCCAGUACUUGAUCGAGUGAUAGAUAUAAAAAUUGAGAAUUUUGACUCACAAUCAGCUUUAACAAUAUUGUCAUUUUUUAAAAAAAUUGAUUUUGGUGCAGAAUUUGAGUCUAUUUUGCUAAAAUAUGUAGGGAUUUUGGAAACAAAAAUGACUAAUUGAAGUGAAUAUGAGCUGCUGGAGGCAGCAAAAUGCUAUAGCAAAAUCAAAAUAAUGCCAUCUGCAAAGUCAAAUAGGCUUUGAAAUAAUAUCAUAGAGGUGUUAUUGAAGAAAGGAAAUAAGACUGAUUUGAGCUUUUUAAUUGAAAUUCUAAAAAAUAGUGAAAUUGCUAAAGAGAAGCUAGUAAAGCUGGCUUUAAGCUUAGUCUUUCCUAAACUAGAAAGAAGACUUAUUAGAACUGAAGAUUUACUCCCAAUAUUAGAGAGCUCCAAAAAAACUCCAUUAUCUUCAGUGAAUUCAGAAUUCCUAAAAAAACUCUUAGAAAGCUUACCAUUUUAUAAUGAACUUGUCCUCUUUGAAGCUAUCAAUCAUAUAUCAUUCAUUAAAUUUUCUAAAUUAGGCUAUAUUUCCUCAUUUUCAUCAGUUCUGAACUUUGAUAAAAUUUUAAAUUUUGACAAAAACUCCCUAUCAAGAUUGCCAUAUGACCAAAAGUUUAUUAUUUUAGAUAAAAUUUUCACCACACAUCCCUCAUUAAGGCCUAUUCUUAUGCCAUGAUCUGAUUUUCUUAUAGAAAAUAUUUCCCAAGAAAUUUCAGAUCCCCAUAGAUUAUUUCAAAUGCUUGCAAAGAUUCGUAAGAUCUCAACAAUCCCAAAUGAAACUUAUAUCUCCUCACUCCUCCCUCCGUUAGUGAACAAAACCAUUGGAAAAAUCCCUAUUUUUUCACUCCCCCCCCCCCCCCUCCGUGAGCGAAGAACAAAACCAUUAGAAAAAUCGCCAUUUUUUGACCAAAAACCCACCCUCCGUGAGUGAACAAAAAUUUUUUUAAUAGAAAAAAUUUUAAUGGAAAAAAAUUUGGAUAUAUAAGUGAUAAUUAGUAUAAUGAAAUCUAGAGCUAAUUCUGUUUAAUUUUAAACAAAUUGCGUUUUAAAACAUAAAUUUUGCAAAUUAAAUUAAUAUUUGCUUCCCAAUUUUUGCAAAUUAGGAUUUUUUUAAAUUUCGAAAAAAAAAUUUUUUUAUAAAAUUUAUAUAUAAAUUUUUUUAAAAAAAAAAAAAUUAACCCCCCUCCGUGAGCGAACAAAAUUUUUUUGUUCGCUCACGGAGGGGGGGGGGGGAGUCAGUAAAAACAAAAAUUUUUUAAUAUGAAAGUUUUUUAUAGAAAAUAGCUUGAUAUUUAUUAUAAAGAAAUCUCUAUAUUCUGAACAGCUUAAAUUUUAAAAAUUAAAUUAAUAUUUUUUUUAAAAUCGAGAUCCUUUUAAAUUUAUAUAUAAUUUUUUAAAAAAAAUUAAUACCCUCAGUGAGAGAACAAUUUUUUUUGGCUCGCUCACGGAGGGAGGAAUCAGCAACUUUUAAAGAGCUAAAACCAAUCCAGGAAAAAGUUUAUAAGUUUUUGGACUUUAAACUGGCUGAAAAGAAAUUUUAUAAAGGGGUCUUGCUGUUCUCUUCAAUAUUUUAUGAAAGCGAUCCGAGUGCGUGGGUAUAUUUUAUUGAGAAAAACAAGCUAAUGAUAAAUGACCAAGAUGAAAUCCAUCAAACAGUAAAAUUCACAAAUGCGCCUUUUGAAAAAAUCAAUUUGCUUCUUGAAAAGUAUGAUAUUUACACGCCUAAUAUCAUAAGGUCAGCGGUGCUAAGACUUCAGGGUUCCACUGAUAAAGAGUUUUCUGAUUUUUUGACCCACAUUAACAAUAUUCAUGCAGAUAAUUUUACGAUUCAGCCAACUUCUUUUAUUGAUUGGCACUUGUUUUGGAAAAUUUGCAGAGAAAAUAAAACAAGUUUGAUUUCAGACUUGCUUGACAAAAUUAGCAUGAAAAUGAUGAACUUGCCUUAUUCUAACCCGUUCAUUAAUGAAUAAACCACAAAAAAUGAACUUUUUUAAAAAAAUGACUCAGAAAAGGAUUUAUUAUAAUUUUUUUUUAAAAGGGUAAGCAAAAUAUUGAUACUGCCAUUUCAAUAGCUAAUAUACUAACUCCCCCCCCCCCCUCCGUGAGCGAACAAAAAAAUUUUGUUCGCUCACGGAGGGGGGUUAAUUUUUUUUUUUAAAAAAAUUUAUAUAUAAAUUUUAUAAAAAAUAUUUUUUUCGAAAUUUAAAAAAAUCCUAAUUUGCAAAAAUUGGGAAGCAAAUAUUAAUUUAAUUUGCAAAAUUUAUGUUUUUAAAACGCAAUUUGUGUUUAAAAUUAAACAGAAUUAGCUCUAGAUUUCAUUAUACUAAUUAUCACUUAUAUAUCAAAAAUUUUUUUUCCAUUAAAAUUUUUUCUAUUAAAAAAAUUUUUGUUCACUCACGGAGGGUGGGUUUUUGGUCAAAAAAUGGCGAUUUUUCUAAUGGUUUUGUUCGCUCACGGAGGGGGGGGGGGGGAGUAAGCAAUGCAGGAAAACUUACAAAAGAAUAUGCCAACAAGCUUAUUAAAGAGCUAGAUCCUAAGCUUGCUCUUAAAAAAGAGCUUAUAAUUCCAAUAAUUCUUGAAUCUUCAAAUGAAGAGCUUAAAGUGCUUUUAUUUGAAGAAAUACUCAACUCUAAAAUAAACUCCAGUCAAUUUAUCAAUAUCAUUGAGUUUAUUCUGCAGAGGCCAAGGCAAGAAAAUAUUGAAAACAUUGUUACCCAAAAUAUUUGAAAUAUCAUAAAAAACUAUAGCGUAGAUGAUAUCAUAUUAAUUUUAAGCAGCCGCGAGCUAUUUGAAAAUUACAAAACAGAGCACUCAGGCUUAGUACACUUGAUGCUGACUCCCCCAUCUCCGUGAGCGAACAAAAAAAUUUUGUUCUCUUAUGGAUAGGGGUUAAUUUUUGUUAAAAAAAUUAUAUAUAAAUUCAACAAAAAAAAAUUAAAUAAAUUUCAAUUUAAUUUGCAAAAUUUAUGUUUUAAAUACAAGCUGUUUUAAAAAAAUUAAACAAAAUUAGUUAUAAUAAUUUUUCACUUAUAUAUCAAAAUAUUUUUUCAUUAAAAAAACUUUUGUUCGCUUAUGGGAAUGAGUUUUUCCCAAAAAAAGGAUUUUUAAUUAUUUUUAUUCUCUCACGGGGGAUUGAGCAAAUGCUCAGAGGUAAUGAAACAUAAGCCAAUUUACUUGCAUCAUAUUUCAAAUAUAUUUAGUAUUUUACCAUAUGACUGACAGAAUAUCAUUUCCCCAAAUUCAAUCAUUAAAAAAUUGUUACAGUCAAAUGAAAGCUUGAAAAUUGGAUCAUGAAACCAAAAGUUCAUACAGAAAAUGACUAACUCAGGAUACAAAGAUGAUCUAAUUAGUCAAAUUCUGUUCAACAGUAAGAAUACACAAGACCAACAAUUUUUCCCAGAUUGCCUAUCAUAUAUAGCUGAUUUUAGACUAGAAGAAGACCCACUUGCAGUUGUGACACAUUCCAGGAUCAUGGCAGCCACCGAAAAGGACCAAAUUGUGUUUGACAGCAAUUUAGCGACUGUGAAGUAUUGCUAUGGACUUAUCCGAUGUGGAGGGAAAGAAGCUGAGAUUAAGAGACACUUAACAAAUGCCAAACAAUAUGAGGAAGAAAAUUUGACGUUCAAGCACGUUUUAAUUGAUAAUCAUUUGGCCUUAAAUCAUCCAGAUUGGGGUUUACAUCAGGAAUAUCCGAAUUUUGGAUUCAAUUAUUUGAGCUACUUUGGGAUUGAACCAGAAUUAAUGAAUCGAUAUAAAAUGAUAUUCCAAAGCCAAGGGGUAAGGGUCGGUGAAUUCGUAAAUAAUGUCUGGGUGCCUCUAUUUAUACCUCUAAGACAAAUUGCUUUGUGGCCGAUCUCAAAUUUCAUAUUUUUUUACCAAACGAAAGAUUUGAAAGGGGAAUUUCACAUGUAUAAAACUCAAUUGAGUCAAGUUUGCAAGAAAGUGGUCUUUUUGCCAAAAAAUGUGGGUAAGGACUUCAAAAUCCAUGAAUUUCUUGAAAAACCAUCUAUAUAG